AUGGCGAAGCGCGGGCCGGCUAUGGGGAUGCUGCUGCCCGGGGUCCUGCUGACCCUGGUGGUGGCCCUAGUGGGCCGAGGGGCCGCCGCACCCAACGGCACGCGGUCCGCCGACCUGGGGCACGGCUGGGACGGCCUGGUGGCCCGCUCCCUGGCACGCCUGCCGGUGGCCGCGCAGCCCCCGCAGGCAUCGGCCCGCAGCGGCGCAGGGGACUACCUGCUCGGCCUCAAGAGGCUGCGGCGGCUCUACUGUAACGUGGGCAUCGGAUUCCACCUGCAGGUGCUGCCCGACGGCCGCAUCGGCGGCGUGCACGCGGACACCGGCGACAGCCUUCUGGAGCUGUCUCCGGUGCAGCGGGGCGUGGUGAGCAUCUUCGGAGUGGCCAGCCGGUUCUUCGUGGCCAUGAGCAGCCGGGGCAAGCUCUUCGGUGUGCCUUUCUUUACCGACGAGUGCAAAUUCAAAGAGAUACUUCUCCCCAACAACUACAACGCCUACGAAUCGUACGUGUACCCCGGCAUGUUCAUGGCCCUCAGCAAGAACGGGCGGACCAAGAAGGGCAACCGCGUGUCGCCUACCAUGAAGGUAACCCAUUUCCUUCCCAGACUGUGA
This is a messenger RNA of Psammomys obesus (fat sand rat), 609 nucleotides long. RefSeq names its product fibroblast growth factor 4 (gene Fgf4). Gene Ontology annotation, cellular component: cytoplasm. The coding region runs from base 1 to 609 and encodes 202 amino acids. Gene Ontology annotation, molecular function: fibroblast growth factor receptor binding; growth factor activity. The transcript is spliced from 3 exons. Gene Ontology annotation, biological process: fibroblast growth factor receptor signaling pathway; positive regulation of cell population proliferation; cell differentiation. NCBI's taxonomy places the organism in Eukaryota, Metazoa, Chordata, Mammalia, Rodentia, Muridae. The record is from RefSeq and is a predicted model, not a curated record.